Fusarium sp. VM40 is the source of this 1176-nucleotide messenger RNA. The record is from the annotation of a GenBank genome assembly. Lineage: Eukaryota; Fungi; Ascomycota; Sordariomycetes; Hypocreales; Nectriaceae.
AUGGAAAAGUUCGAUAUCGCCGUCGUAGGCCUCGGUGCCCUUGGAAGCGCAGCAGUCUGGCAAGCCGCGCGAAAAGGAGCAAAGGUUGUGGGCUUUGAACAGUUUGAGUUCGGCCAUGUCCGUGGCGCAUCCCACGACACGUCUCGCAUUGUCCGCACUGCAUACGAUGCUCCAGAAUACGUCUCGCUCGCCAAAGCCGCCUACAAAGACUGGGCCGACCUGGAGAAAGACGCCGGAUUGAAGCUCUUGACCGUCACAGGUGGCAUUGUUGUACUUGCGAAUGAUCGCACCUGGUCAUCUGGCGUCAAGGUCUCGGAUUACACUGCGAGCCUCGAAGCCAACAACGUACCCUACGAGCUGCUGAACGCUACAGAGGUCAAUAUGCGAUGGCCAAAAUUGGAUAUUGGUGCUGACGAGAAUGCCGUGUAUACCCCGGAUACUGGUAUUGCGCACGCGGCCAAGUCUGUUAUAGCGAUGCAAUUCGCUGCUCGUGCUUACGGAGCCAUUUUGAAGGAAAAUACUCCAGUGACUGCAAUUAUCCCCAUUACGAAAGAUCUCAACAAAGGAGUCAUCGUCAAAACAAAGCAGGGCGACUUCCAAGCUCGCAAGGUCAUUCUAGCUGCAGACGCCUGGACCAACAAACUGCUUGCUCCUCUGGGUGCCCAAAUCCCACUUGAGGUUAUGCAAGAGCAAGUAACUUACUUCAAGCCAAAAGAGCCCGGCUUAUUCAAUGCCAGUCACUUUCCUGUGUGGAUUCGAGUGGUUGACGGAAAGACAUUCUACGGAUUUCCGACCUUUGGCGAACCUACCAUCAAGGCUGGCCGCGACGUAUCAAACAACCACAUGAGCCCUGAAGAACGAUCCUAUACCCAUUCCCCGAAGCUGUUGAAUGAGUUGGCCGCAUUCAUGAAGGAUUUCACAUCCAAAGAUGAGGAACUUGACAUCCUUCGCACGGUUACCUGCCAGUAUACGAUUACCCCAGGUCGGCAUUUCAUACUCAGCGCGCUUGAUGAGUAUCCCGACAUCUUGGUUGCAUUAGGGGCGGCUCACGGUUUCAAAUUCGCACCAGUCAUCGGUCGUGUCAUGGCGGAACUGGCUAUAGAUGGAAAGACAACAGAGGAUCUCUCCAAGUUUGUCAUCCCAGCGAUUCAAUCAGCUAUUCGAAGCAAGAUCUAG